Molecule: messenger RNA, 6053 nt
Organism: Anopheles coustani
Lineage: Eukaryota; Metazoa; Arthropoda; Insecta; Diptera; Culicidae
Gene: TTLL5
Product: tubulin polyglutamylase TTLL5
Exons: 7
Coding region: 476-3748 (1090 amino acids)
Biological process (GO): protein polyglutamylation; microtubule cytoskeleton organization
Cellular component (GO): cilium
Molecular function (GO): tubulin binding; tubulin-glutamic acid ligase activity
Source: RefSeq, a predicted model, not a curated record
CAUCUGAUCGGUGCGGAUCUCGUGGUCUCGCACCUCACGUCGUCUGUUCGUCUGUCCGCCGUGGACUCCUUGUUAGUUUGUCCCUGUUCCGGUGUCCGGGCUUCCCUUGACUUGGGCCGUUUGUUGUGCUUUGUGUUUUAACAUACAAGAACCCAAAUUAGUUGUGGCUGUGUGAUCACUGUGAUCAAUUUCUCGUGUAUUUGUGUACGUGUAUGCGGUGUUGAAAGGAAUCAAAUCAAUCGGCAAAAUUUGCGAAAGGUUUUCAUUCAAUAAACACUAAAUUCAGCAGCAGCAGCCUAAUCACCAAACUCGCAGAAUAAAUCGCAAGGGAAAGGUUCCUUAUCCUCCAAACAACGCGAUCGAUAAAAUGCCCUGAUCGAGAUUGUGUCCCGGUCUCGUCGCUUCUGGGAUCCACGAAGAGUUCAUUGUUUGCGGGCGGAAACUAAACGGGUACUCCAGUUUGGAUUUAUUCGUUAUGCCUAUAACCGACAAGCCGCGAUUAAAUCACUCACAAAAUGCCAAAAAAAUCACCCCUAUCACACCCAACCCGUGGGUCACCGGAGGUCCACCGGGAGGUAAAGACGCCGUUCUAGUGUUUCGAACACACGCUCUGUCACCUGUGACUUCGGAAAACGGCGGCGGAGAUCUUUCUCCCGGAGGCAGCCCAGUAGCGGAACCAUCAACAGACUCCACUGCCUCGAAUGCAUCCACCAAUGCCACCUCGAAUGGAGGAUCCACGCGUCUGAAACGAGGCUCCGUCAGUGGCGAUCCGAAGAGUGGCCACAAAUCGUCACCCACUGCCACGAACACACCAUUGCCACUGCCGAAGAAUUUCAACGUUCAGCGGAAGACACGCGGCAGCGUACCGAGCCGAAGCAGCACCACUACCAGCAACGAGGACGACGAAGAGGAGGGCGAUGAGGGGGAAGAGGAGGGCGAUGAGGAUGACGAUGAAGCGGACGAUCGGGAGAACGCGCACAGUAGUAUCGAUCGUCACGACGGAGCCGGCGACGAUGACGAUGAUGAUGAUAUAGAGGGGGCGGGAGAGGAAGGAGACGAGGAUGAUGAGGAGGAGACGGAUAAUGGGGUAACCUCGCAGGACGAGGUGAGCCCAGUAAAGGCGAAGAAGGGUGCAAAGGUGGCGGAUGGAUCGUCUCGUUCGAAUCAGUCGAAGAAACGACAGCUCGAAUCGUCCUCCUCGUCCAGUUCGCUCAGUAACGCGUCGAUGACGAGCGUCAAGGGUAGCUCCGGGGAUGAGAUGCCGGACACGGACAUGCCCACGUCCAAGUCCGAGCCAUCGCUGGCCGUCGGAAGUAGUACGUUGUCGGACAAGAAAGCGCUCGUUGGAGGACACCGGAAAUGCAAGGAAGAGAACAAGGAGAACCAACAGGCGGUAACGAAGACGGAGAUGCCGGCGGCGCAGCUGAAUAUCUGCUACAAGUUUAUCAAUACCGAAACGCGGCUGCUUCGGAAGAUUCUCAACGCACACGGAAUGGGCGAGAGUGGGCCGGAGUGUAACGAUUUCAAUCUGCUCUGGACAGGGAUCCAUCUGAAGCCGGAUAUCCUGCGAAAUUUAGCCCCGUACCAGCGAGUGAAUCAUUUUCCACGAUCUUACGAGCUGACGCGCAAAGAUCGCCUGUACAAGAACAUCGAGCGCAUGCAGCAUUUGCGGGGCUAUAAGCAUUUCGACAUCGUACCACAAUCGUUUCUAUUGCCGCAGGACUACAAGGAGUUGAUCGCGGCUCAUAACAAAUGCCGUGGGCCAUGGAUCGUGAAGCCGGUAGCAUCCAGUCGAGGACGCGGCAUUUUCAUAGUGAAUUCGCCGGAUCAGAUAUCGUCGUUCGAGCAGGUCGUGGUGGCCAAGUACAUCUCCGAUCCGCUCUGCAUCGAUGGGCACAAGUGCGACAUUCGCAUCUACGUCGCGGUCACCUCGUUCGAUCCGCUCAUCAUCUACAUCUAUGAGGAGGGUCUGGUCCGGCUGGCGACGGUAAAGUACGACCGGACGGCGGAGAACCUUUGGAACCCGUGCAUGCACCUGUGCAACUACAGCAUCAACAAGUACCACACCGACUACAUCCGGUCGAGCAACGCGGGCGAGGAGGACGUCGGGCACAAGUGGACGCUGAGUGCGCUGUUGAGGCACCUCCGCAGCCAGGGUUGCAACACCGAGCAGCUGAUGCUCGCGAUCGAGGAUCUGAUCAUCAAGGCGAUCUUCUCCUGCACGCAACCGAUCGUGUCCGCGUGCCGGAUGUUCGUGCCGCACACCGGCAACUGCUUCGAGCUGUACGGCUUCGACAUCCUGAUCGACGAUGUGCUGAAACCGUGGCUGCUGGAGGUAAACCUCUCGCCCUCCCUCGGCUGCGAUACGCCGCUCGACACAAAGGUGAAGGCCUCGAUGCUGACCGACCUGCUUACGAUGGUGGGUAUUCCGGCGAUCAGUCCGCUGCAGAAGGCAUGCUACGACAGCAAGGGUCAGAAGAUUCGCAAUCUCUCCACACCAUACCGGCGUGUUAAUUCGGCCGAUUUCGUGCACACCGCGGGACGGAAGGAUGCCGGAGGUGGUGGUGGUGGUGGAGCGGGUGGUCCCGGUGGUACACAACAGGGGGGCAAAGGAGACGGUGGGAAGCUGCAAACGACGCUCAGUGCGUUGACGGCCGAGGAGCUUAAAAUCGUACGCUUUGCCCGCUCGCAGUACGAACGGCGGGGUGGAUUCGUGCGGAUCUUCCCUACGAGCGACAGUAUGACUCGGUACGGUUCCCUACUGGACCCGGUCACCGGCAUUCCAACGUCGGCCAUUACCUCGUCGAGCAGUGGCACCUAUCUGAUGAUCAUACCGCACAAUUACAAUCAGAUGCUGCACGCGCAACUUUUCCCUCCCGGCAGCGAAACGGAGAACCGCAUCGUGCACCGGAUUCAAAAGUACGAGCGUGCCCUAGAGAGCUCUCUCCCGAUAACGAUCGGACCAAAGCACGCCGCCCCCAAGUGUCUGGACGAGGCGAAGCGGUUGCGGCUGCAGGUGCGUAAGCUGAUCGAGAAUGGGCACGAGAUGAGCAUCCUGCAGGCACGUCGCGCCUUCGGCUAUUACCUCGAGUACAUCCUGAAGCGGCUCUCGUCCGAACCGAAGCACAGCCACGAGGAGCUGAUAAUGAAGUUUCUCUAUCGCGUUGGUGCGCAUAUGAAAACGCCGUUCUUCUUUCGAAACUUCGGUAACAAAGCCCUCGGCAAGGACCGGGGCGCCAUGGUGGCCAAGCAGCUCGGCGACUACCUGCAUCUCUACAACAAGGAAACGGAAGCGUACGUGGACGUGUUCGACAUCGUCGGUAUGCUACCGAUCAAGCUGUUCGACGACUUCCUGCAGCAGGCGAGUGAAGCCGAUCUCGAGUCGGUGCUGACGCUGCACACCAAUCUCACGCAGCAGAUGCCAUUCCUAUACACCGGGUGUUCCACCAGCGUGCCGCCGGCACCGCCCAUUCCCGUCGGGACGCACGGUUUUCUCAAGGCACUGCCAUCCAUGGCACCAGGCGGUGCCAACAAGGAACUGAUCCGGCUCGAUCCUUUCUACCGGCGAGUGGAGAGUCGUCUACCACUUGGAGCACGCACUUCCGGCCUGCCCGAGUCCUCCUCCCGCGUCGGUGUCGGUGAAUCGAAAAGCUCGGCGCGCCUCUCACCGAUGAAGAAAAAACCCCCAAUCGGGAGUAUGGUGAAGUCGUCUCGCGAACGAGAGCAACGAUCAAACUGGCUUUACUAAAACGCGGGGGUGCUUAGGGUACGAUGGGAGCGGUUUAUUUAUUUGAUACUCGUUAUGUUUUAGUUGCUAAAUUAUGGUUGCAUAAGUUCUGUCAAUAUUUUCGUUAGAAGAUCCUUUUUUUUGUUGGAUUUAUUCCAAGCUGUUUGUAAACGUUUUCUGUUAAAUUAUGUCCUUUAAAUGUAUGUGUGUGUGUUAAAAUGCUUCGUGUGGAUCAUUUGUUUGCUGGUAUCAUUAUUAUGUACACUUCCACGCCCAUUGGGCUUUUUUUUGCGUACGAUACUCGUGUUCAACGUAUAACCGAUCCUAGAACCGACUAAUCAAGGGUAUUAAUAAUAAUCCCAUCGUGGAUGGUCGUUUUAAACCAGUUAAGUCCGAUAGUUCCAUAAGAGUUGUUUUGUGCGAUAAAUUAUAGUCAAUUCAUUUCAUAUCGGUUAAGAUGGAAAUAUGUUUCUUUGUCGGUUUUGUACUUACAAGACGAUUUUGGUACAACGAUGCUAUACUGCUAGAAAUGUUUUUCGAAACGCCGAAAAAAACUGUUUCAUUCACCCAUUCGACGAAGGGUUUCCUGUUAGGUGGAUUUCUAUAGUUCCAAAUAGCCGAUUCGAUUUCCGAACCGAAGCUGUGUGUGUGUUUCUUACACACGUAACCGUUCUUUUUCUCAUCCUCUGCUCUAUCUUUCUCGUGGAAAUUCUAGUCAUUUAUUCCAAAAAACAAAUUACAAAUCUCAUUGACAAAAUUCAAUUUUGAUGUAAUUGUGAUCGACGUAAGGUUCGAAGGUAGCUUCUCACACCAAAUAGGAGGGGGUGUAAAGCGAUACGAAUACUGCAACGCAUGACCUUUCGAUUGUGAUAUGAGAAAAUAAUAAUGGAGACAUUGGUUGCCGAUGAGGCCACGCAAUACCAAAUCGAUGAAAAAAAACCGUGUAGGAUCUGGUACGUAAGGUGUGACUACAAAGAGAACUGUUGCAAAACAAAACACAGAAAGCUAAACAUUAACGCAAGUCCGUCAAAUAUGAAACGAAAUCAAGUGCUUUUUCCCUUUUACUCGCGCGUAGAUUUUUCACAAGUUUUUAGCGAAAUGAGGGGGAUAAAUUAAGAAAACGAAAGAAAUCGGUACAGAAAUGCAGCGAAUCGGGGGAGGAUUGUGGAAGGACUAUGUACAAGGCCGUACGAUAAACGUAAUUUUACCGUAAGAAAAUGGAACAGAACAGGUGUGCAGGAGAGUUAGCCUUUCUAGUCUUUGCUUGUUAUCCGAUUGAAAUUCCCAAACUUCCGACUCAUGCUGCGUACAGCAGACCGGUUCAACCUCUUCAUUCCAAAGUUAAACUUACAUCUUCCUAUUCCUGGGUGUAUUGAUGAAGCAAACAGAUCGAUCGUCGAGACGACGACUAACAGGCUUAGAAAACAAUUGUAAAAUGAAAUUCCCGCCCGUGCGAAAGGUUUAUUUCUACAAACCCGACAGUUUCCGCUUAACAUUUACUAUGGCCCGAAACGACUCGAAAGCUGCCACAGCGACACGAUCAUUUUAUGGAGGGGGGAAAGCCGUAGGUGAUGGAUGGGAAGAGGCGAGUUAGAGUUAAUGAAUCACGUACGAACCGACGCGGUUCACUGAUUUCACAAUCAUAUACCACAAGUUUAGUCGUAAGUAUCGGUAGGCUUCCGAGGUUGGGGCCGUGGCAGUUACACGCACAGUAACUUGUUGCUUUUAGGGUAACAUUUAAGGUGGACAAUUAUGCACAAAUUUUACAGUUCUUAACAAACGAUUAAUGGAAGCGACAGAAAAAGAACAUCACAGUGAUACAUUCAAUAUUUAAAAGAAAAAAAUAUAUAUAGCAUCUAAAAACCCCCACACACUACCAAAAAAAAGCACGCACACGCGAACGUCAUAUUGUUAUAAGCAUAUUUAUUAGAUCAGGCAAUUCCAAAGCACAACCGGACCUUUUGAGAAGUGUCCACCACAUCAAUUCCCGAGCGGUAUGUAGCGGCUUAGAUAGGAACAGCUUGGUUUGUGAUAGUCAGCUUACCUAUUGUUUCUUUUUUUAACAACCAUCAGGCAAUUCAUCAAAGUUAUCCACAACAGAGACAUUAAAUCACUAGAAAACACGUUUUCUAAUAAAUUAAUUUAUCGAGAAAAAAGAAAUCUCAACUAUUCACAGAACAUAUUACGCAACAUUUUCAAUCGCCAUCGGAGUGGAGGAGGUGAAGUUCUACUACUCGUGUUUUUAUGCCUAGAAGCCUAACUAGAACAGAAACAAAACUGCAAAUCCUAACGAGUCAGAAAUUUGUAAAAUUUCAAAAAAUUCAAA